UAAGAGAUGAGUAUAUAAACGUUGGACAGCAUGAAGGAACAAAAAAUAAGUAGGUCACAUCUAUAUGAUGACUCGCAGUCUGAGUACGAAUCCGAAACAGAAUCACUAGGAUAUUCUGCACCAAACCUUGAUUUUGAAUUCAUUGAAGUUGACACAAGUGAGCCUCAAGAAGUAGAAGAAAAUGAAUCAAAGGUGGAGAAACAAGAAGAAGAAGAGUUUGAGUUUCCGUUGUUUUCAAUGGGUGGUGGUGGUGGUGGUGGUAGUAGCACUGACGGCAAAGCUGCAGAUGAACCAAAACAACCAAUGAAGGUUUCGCUCAAGGAGGCAGAAGAAGAAGUUAUCAACCAAGAACGUCCCGAAUCAUACUAUAUUGCAAAAUAUACCCCAGAUCAAAGUCGACAGUUUGAAGUAUGUGCGUUGGAUGCCAAAUCAAUAAUAGAACCAGUAUAUCCUAGUGAUGAUCCUAGACCAUGGAAAUGUAUUGAUUUGAACAAGUACAACGCCCAAAUAGAACUCGUGAAAAAUAAAGAAAAACGAAAAUCACGGCCAGGAAAGAAGAAAAGAGAAACCAAGAUUGCUUGCAGGGAACGGAGAAUCGAGCGUGUCCAAUUGGCAAAGAAGUUGCAGGUUGAGCAAAAGAAGUUGAAGAAGAAAAUGUUUCACAAGCGUGGGGGCAAGAAACAGAAACUUAAGGCUGCAGCCGGUGGCAAUAAAGCAUUCUCCAAAGACAAACCAGCAGCUCCAUCGAAACCAAAAUAUAGAACUGAGUAGUUGUAGGUGUAUAAAUAAUGAACGUAAGCUGGU
This is a messenger RNA of Spathaspora passalidarum NRRL Y-27907, 804 nucleotides long. RefSeq lists its product as uncharacterized. The record is from RefSeq and is a predicted model, not a curated record. Lineage: Eukaryota; Fungi; Ascomycota; Pichiomycetes; Serinales; Debaryomycetaceae. The transcript has 2 exons. The annotation marks the transcript as partial.